Messenger RNA from Suillus subalutaceus, 1279 nucleotides. Its product is annotated as fido domain-containing protein. The record is from RefSeq and is a predicted model, not a curated record. The coding region runs from base 126 to 1100 and encodes 324 amino acids. The transcript has 7 exons. NCBI's taxonomy places the organism in Eukaryota, Fungi, Basidiomycota, Agaricomycetes, Boletales, Suillaceae.
GUUCGGUGGUAUCUGUGGGCUAGGGCUAAAAUGUCUUACUGAUUUGCUUUCCAUUGGCGCCUUCCGCUUUUCUCAUUCCCCGAUCAUAUUGUUUUUGGUUCUUGCCAUUUGGUUCUUUUCUUCCAAUGCAGGUUCUACAUGGUAUUACUGGCCAGAAUGGCGCGGUAUUUGCCCAGUUCGUGUCGACAGUGCGGAUGUUAGCGCAAGGUGAUACGGAGCAGCAAGCUCGCAGCACCGGUUCUCUAACUUUCUUCCAACGCUGGAAGCCCGCGCGUGAACAUGCCAAUCCCUUCAAUUGGCCCAUGCUCCCACAAGCGUCGGCCGAUAUCCUAGCGGCAUGGCGCACGAGUCCAUACCAGCGGCAGUACCUCAACUACAUCUGGAUCAAGGCACAUCACCUCGAAGGCACCUUCCACUUGGCUGGGGAGUCUGCAGAUGCACUCACUCAUUGGGGAUUUGCCCCCCACUUAGUGCGAUGUGAUGCUAGAAGCGAUCUUAAAGACCCUGAGGCCAUCGUUCAAGCGUUAAUUGACCUCGAAGACGCUUUUUCUGCCACCAUUCCAUCCCACGAGCGACCAGAGCUCUUGACCCCCGGACUGAUACAAGCGUUGCACGCCAAGCUAAUGCGUACAUCAAAAGUGAAGAUCAAUGACCCAAUAGUCGGAGGCAUGCAUUAUAUCAAUGCAGGGUUCACCCGCCAGACGACACAGAAAUCAGUGGUGAGACGCAGUCAACAGUAUAAUCUCGCAUUUUGCCCUGCGGAGCGCGUGGACCAGCAGCUGGAGUAUAUAUGUCGGAUGGGGAAGCAAUACAUUGCGCGCUGGAGGAACCCGUUUGCGACGGCUGCCUGGCUUCAUGUCACUUUCGUUAGAUGUCACCCAUUCGAUGAUGGAAAUAGUCGAAUGUCACUCCUUAUCUCGUCUAUCCCGCUUAUGCGUCAUGGAUUCCCGCCGCUCUGCAUCACUCCAUCACUGAGGAGUGUAUAUUAUGAUGCAUUGAACAUUGCCUGGGAAGGCGACUUCCAGCCCCUUAUCAACUGCUUCGUGGACUCGAUGAACUCGAGUCUCGAGGAAGUGCAGCGGAUUAUGGGCGCUGCUUAAUCUCCGCGAUCUGCAACCGGUCGAAGAAGCUCAACUCGUUGCCGAGUUGGUUCUGUGCUUGGUGUUGUGUCAUCAUGGUCCAUUCGAAAAGGAAAAAGAAAGUGUAGAAGUGUUUUACGGUAAUGCGUGUCUCUGUAUGCGUUCUUUGGAUGUUUGUUCGCUGCGUUGGUGGAUUAGGU